Molecule: messenger RNA, 1997 nt
Organism: Perognathus longimembris pacificus (Pacific pocket mouse)
Lineage: Eukaryota; Metazoa; Chordata; Mammalia; Rodentia; Heteromyidae
Gene: Etnppl
Product: ethanolamine-phosphate phospho-lyase
Exons: 13
Coding region: 123-1622 (499 amino acids)
Cellular component (GO): mitochondrion
Molecular function (GO): pyridoxal phosphate binding; transaminase activity; ethanolamine-phosphate phospho-lyase activity
Source: RefSeq, a predicted model, not a curated record
CCUAGCUGCUUGAUGCCAUCAGUGACCUCCGACGCCCAGGGCAAAGGGGGGGAACCCCACGAGAGGUAAGGGGAGGAAAGCCCCCCGCCGCUGAGACACCCCGACCCUCAGCACCUGCAGCCAUGUGCGAGCUGUACAGCAAGCAGGACACCCUGGCGUUGAGGGGGAAGCACAUCGGGCCCUCAUGCAAAGUUUUCUUUGCCACGGAUCCCAUCAAAAUAGUGCAAGCCCAGAGGCAGUACAUGUUCGAUGAGAAGGGCCAACGGUACUUGGACUGCAUUAACAACGUAGCCCAUGUGGGCCAUUGUCACCCCGAAGUGGUCAAAGCUGCGUUAGAACAGAUGGAGCUGCUCAAUACAAACUCUCGAUUCCUCCACGACAACAUGGUAGAGUAUGCCAAGCGCCUUUCCGCCACCCUGCCAGAGAAGCUCUCCGUUUGCUAUUUCACCAAUUCUGGAUCUGAAGCCAAUGACUUGGCUUUACGCCUGGCUCGCCAGUUCCGGGGCCACGAAGACGUGAUCACUCUGGACCAUGCUUAUCAUGGCCAUUUGUCUUCUUUAAUUGAGAUCAGCCCAUAUAAAUUUCGGAAGGGCAAAGAUGUGAAGAAAGAAUUUGUGCACGUGGCACCAACUCCAGAUACUUACAGGGGAAAAUACAGAGAAGAUCACCCAGACCCAGCCAGUGCCUAUGCAGAUGAAGUGAAGAAAAUUAUCCAAGCAGCUCAUAACAGUGGAAGGAAGAUUGCUGCCUUUAUUGCCGAAUCCAUGCAGAGCUGUGGUGGCCAAAUCAUUCCUCCAGCAGGCUACUUCCAGAAAGUGGCAGAGUAUGUGCACAAAGCAGGGGGAGUGUUUAUAGCUGAUGAAGUCCAGGUAGGCUUUGGCCGCAUUGGGAAAUAUUUCUGGAGCUUCCAAAUGCAUGGGGAAGACUUUGUCCCAGACAUUGUCACAAUGGGGAAACCCAUGGGCAAUGGGCACCCAGUGGCAUGUGUGGUGACCACCAGAGAGAUUGCAGAAGCCUUCAAUAACUCUGGGAUGGAAUACUUCAAUACGUAUGGAGGAAAUCCAGUAUCUUGUGCUGUUGGUUUGGCUGUCUUAGACAUAAUUAAAAAUGAAGACCUUCAAGGAAAUGCUACACGAGUAGGAAACUAUCUUAUUGAGUUACUGAAUAGACAGAAGGCUAAACACACUUUGAUAGGAGAUAUUCGGGGUGUUGGCCUUUUCAUUGGAAUUGACUUAGUGAAGGACCAGGAGAAAAGAACUCCAGCCACAGCCGAAGCUCAACACGUCAUCUACAGAAUGAAAGAAAGCCAGGUACUCCUCAGCGCAGAUGGGCCACACAGAAAUGUGCUCAAGAUCAAACCACCCCUGUGCUUCACCGAGGAGGAUGCAAAGUUUAUGGUGGAGCAACUCGAUGGCAUCCUGACAGUUUUAGAAGAAGCCACAGGGACUGAAUGUGAAAGUUCAAUCUCUGCGAAUACUCCAUGCAGAACAAAGACACCGGAGGAAAAACAUGAAGGCCUGCUCAGCACUACCGCCACUGACCACACAGAAAAUCCCAGCAGAAAGAGAAAUGGCAUGUGCCCAAGCAAGCAGGCAUCACUUAGUAAGAAGCUCAAAACAUGACAGAUGAACAUUAUAAAGCAAGAUAGAUGUCCUGUCUUGUGAAGGAUGGGGGAGGUUUUUGUCAUCUCUUAACAAUCCUAUUGUACCCUUGAAGAGUUUUCAUUCUGUUUAGAUUUAUACAUAAAAAGGUAAAUGAGUCACAAGAAUAAACCAAGUAAUAAACUACGUCAAGAUUUUCAGCAGAGGCCAGCUGUGGUUUUGCACAUCUGUAAUCCCAGAUGCUGAAGAGGCAGAAAUAAAGAGGAACAUAGUUCAAGGCCAGCCUGUGUGAAAAAGUUACUAAGACCCCCAUCUUGACCAACAUAUUAGGCAUGAUGUUAUUCCAGCUACACUGGAAAUACAGGUGCAAAGUUUGAGGUCCAAGUUGUCCCUAGG